Molecule: messenger RNA, 932 nt
Organism: Contarinia nasturtii (swede midge)
Lineage: Eukaryota; Metazoa; Arthropoda; Insecta; Diptera; Cecidomyiidae
Exons: 4
Coding region: 131-838 (235 amino acids)
Source: RefSeq, a predicted model, not a curated record
CGGUUGUUUUUUCAUUUGCUUUUUGAUCUCAACAUUUAUUGAUGUGUUUAGAUUGAAAAUAUUAAUAAAUUCUGAUAGUGAAAAUAAAUAUAUAUUUCAAAAGUGUAUCAUUUAGUCUAGUUCAUUGACAAUGGCAUUUACAAAACUCACUUCUUGCUGUGGUCUAAGCUUGGAACAUGCUGGAUUGAUAAUUGGAUAUUGGUAUUUGUUUAUGCCGAUCUUUGUGAUGAAAUUCGGUUGUAAUCUUCUAGCUAUUGUGUUGUCGAUAACCUUAAUUCUCAGUGUGCCAUGGCUUUACGGUGUUUUGGGUGUUGAACCCACAUUCAUGUACAUGUCACUUGUAUGGACAAAAUUUUUGGUUGCGAUUAGUGCGAUGCUGUUCAUUACCUUUAGUCUGAUGGCACUUGAUGGUUUUCUAACUAACGACUUUCCUAGGAAUACAGAUUUUUUUUUAUAUUGCUCGAUUGUAUUGAUGUUGAUCACAGUUUUAGAAUGGUUUGUGGCAUCCGUAAUGAACUCAUUGUACAAAAACAUGAAAGAAACAGAACGUGCACUGAAUCCACAUGACGAUGUUGAAAAUGAUGAAACAAACACUUUCCAACCAAUUCUAUCCAAUUCAUAUAUUGAACGUCCAUUGUUGUGUUUGGAAAAAUGCACUCAAAAACUUAACGAAAUUGCUGAAAAAAUGUUGCUUAAAUUUGACAAGCAAUCAGUCCGAGAUGAUCCACCACCGUAUGACGCCAUUUGGAAUGAUUAUAGCACUUUAAUUGUACAAACUGAUACAGCAACUGUCGACGUCAUAACGAAUCAACCAAAUGAGCCAAAUCAAUCUCUUUAAAUUUAAUUUGUGAAAAACGAUAAACAUUUCUUCAACCACAAAGUCGAUCAAAUAUUAAUAAAUUUGAAAUAAAACAAAAUUUGUUUCAAGUCAA